AUGGGAGCCCUAUGCACCCCCAUUCUAGAGUACAAGACAUUCCCUGUGCUAUUUGGAAUACUAACAAAGAGGAACCGCCCAUCUAUCAAAGAAAUGAAGGCAGAUGGACUAGAGGAACCCAGACGCCCUACCACCAUGGAGCACACACUAGCAGAGAUGUUCAACAAUGAGAUGGAACAUCCACUCCUGCUUGUUGACUUUGUGCAAACGAGAGCACAAAUCCUCAAAACAAUUGAUGAACUUGCCGCACUAACUUGGAAACUAAAAGAGAUUGCUUCUGGACUCAAUCCAAGCUCAAAGCAUGGGAUGCAUUAG
Heterobasidion irregulare TC 32-1 is the source of this 315-nucleotide messenger RNA. RefSeq lists its product as uncharacterized. The record is from RefSeq and is a predicted model, not a curated record. The coding region runs from base 1 to 315 and encodes 104 amino acids. NCBI's taxonomy places the organism in Eukaryota, Fungi, Basidiomycota, Agaricomycetes, Russulales, Bondarzewiaceae. The transcript has a single exon.